Molecule: messenger RNA, 4185 nt
Organism: Engraulis encrasicolus (European anchovy)
Lineage: Eukaryota; Metazoa; Chordata; Actinopteri; Clupeiformes; Engraulidae
Gene: ctnna1
Product: catenin (cadherin-associated protein), alpha 1
Exons: 20
Coding region: 260-2980 (906 amino acids)
Biological process (GO): cell migration; cell-cell adhesion
Cellular component (GO): adherens junction; catenin complex; actin cytoskeleton
Molecular function (GO): beta-catenin binding; cadherin binding; structural molecule activity
Source: RefSeq, a predicted model, not a curated record
ACAUUGGCCUGUGUCAACCGCUUAUCCGCCAUUCCAGGAAGUUGUGACCCUCCUUCCAUAGAAAACCAAAGAGAGGGUGAAACUUGUAGCGAACGAAGUUACAGCGCACUUAUCACGCUGAAGCUCGAGGGCUUACGCAGGGUAUUUUCCAACUUCAAACUAAACCAUUGAAUUCUUGGGACUCAAUUCCACCAUUUUGAAACGCUAAUUUACAACCAACUUCCCAAGUGGAUACUCUUGUUUUGACAAGUCCACAAACAUGAGUACUAUUAGCACUCCCAACAUCAACUUCAAGUGGGACCCGAAGAGCCUGGAGAUCCGGACUCUGGCUGUGGAGCGCUUGCUGGAGCCCCUGGUCACACAGGUCACCACCCUGGUGAACUCCAGCAACAAGGGGCCCUCCAACAAGAAGAAGGGCCGCUCCAAGAAGGCCCACGUGCUGGCCGCGUCCGUGGAGACCGCCACGCAGAACUUCCUGGAGAAAGGUGACAAGAUCGCCAAGGAGAGCCAGUUCCUGAAAGACGAGCUCACCGCCGCUGUGGAGGAUGUCCGCAAGCAAGGAGAUUCGAUGAAGCAGGCGUCUAGCGAGUUUGCGGAGGACCCGUGCUCGUCUGUGAAGCGCGGCAACAUGGUGCGUGCGGCCCGCGCCCUCCUCUCGGCCGUCACUCACCUGCUCGUACUGGCCGACAUGGCCGACGUCUACAGGCUCCUCAUGCAGCUCAAACUGGUGGAGGAGAACCUGGCGAAGGUGCGUAAUGCCCAGACGGAGCAGGACCUGGGCAUCCAGUACAAGGCCCUGAAGCCCGAGGUGGACAAACUCAACCUGAUGGCCGCCAAGAGGCAGCAGGAGCUGAAGGAUGUGCACCACAAGGAUCAGAUGGCCGCUGCUCGCGGCGUUCUGCAGCGCAACGUGCCCAUGCUCUACACGGCCUCGGUGGCCUGCCUGCAGCACCCGGACGUGGCGGCCUACAAGGCCAACCGCGACCUCAUCUACAAGCAGCUGCAGCACGCCGUCACCGGCAUCUCCAACGCUGCGCAGGCCACCGCCAGCGAGGACGCGGCCCUGGGCCAGACUGCCGGGGGAGGGGAGCUCGCCUACGCCCUCAACAACUUUGACAAGCAGAUCAUCGUGGACCCGUUGAGCUUCAGCGAGGAGCGCUUCCGUCCGUCCCUGGAGGAGCGCCUGGAGAGCAUCAUCAGCGGCGCCGCCCUCAUGGCCGACUCGUCCUGCACGCGUGACGACCGGCGCGAGCGCAUCGUGGCCGAGUGCAACUCCGUGCGCCAGGCCCUGCAGGACCUGCUGAGCGAGUACAUGGGCAACGCUGGUCGGAAGGACAAGAGCGAUGCCCUGAACACGGCCAUCGACAGGAUGACAAAGAAGACCCGUGACCUCCGCAGACAGCUGAGAAAGGCGGUGAUGGACCACGUGUCGGACUCCUUCCUGGAGACCAACGUGCCUCUCCUGGUCCUCAUCGAGGCGGCCAAGAACGGCAACGAGAAGGAGGUGAAGGAGUACGCCCAGGUCUUCCGCGAGCAUGCCAACAAGCUCAUCGAGGUGGCCAACUUGGCGUGCUCCAUCUCCAACAAUGAGGAAGGGGUGAAGUUGGUGCGCAUGGCAGCAUCUCAGCUGGAGGCCCUCUGCCCCCAGGUGAUUAAUGCGGCGCUGGCCCUGGCUGCCAAGCCCAACAGCAAGGUGGCCCAGGAUAACAUGGACCUCUUCAAGGAGAUGUGGGAGAAGCAGGUGCGCGUGCUCACCGACGCCGUGGACGACAUCACAUCCAUCGACGACUUCCUCAGUGUCUCCGAGAACCACAUCCUGGAGGACGUGAACAAGUGUGUGAUCGCGCUGCAGGAGAAGGAUGUGGACGGCCUGGACCGUACCGCCGGGGCCAUCAGGGGCCGCGCCGCGCGCAUCGUCCACGUGGUCACCUCCGAGAUGGACAACUACGAGCCGGGAGUCUACACCGAGAAGGUUCUGGAAGCCACCAAGCUGCUGACCGACACUGUGAUGCCCCGUUUCACAGACCAAGUGGAGGCGGCGGUGGAGGCCCUGAGUGCCAACCCCACGCUGCCCGUGGACGAGAACGAGUUCAUCGACGCCUCGCGCCUGGUCUACGACGGCGUGCGCGACAUCAGGAAGGCCGUGCUGAUGAUCAGGACCCCUGAGGAGUUGGACGACUCCGACUUUGAGACGGAGGACUUUGAUGUGGCCAGCCGCACCAGCAGGCAGACGGACGACGACCAGCUCAUCGCCGGCCAGAGCGCCAGGGCCAUCAUGGCGCAGCUGCCUCAGGAGCAGAAGGCCAAGAUUGCGGAGCAGGUGGCCAGCUUCCAGGAGGAGAAGAGCAAGCUGGAUGCCGAGGUGUCCAAGUGGGACGACAGCGGCAACGACAUCAUCGUGCUGGCCAAGCAGAUGUGCAUGAUCAUGAUGGAGAUGACAGACUUCACCAGGGGUAAGGGACCACUGAAGAACACCUCGGACGUGAUCAGUGCCGCAAAGAAGAUUGCAGAGGCCGGCUCCAGAAUGGACAAGUUGGGCCGCACCAUCGCCGACCAAUGUCCGGAUUCGACCUGCAAGAAUGACCUGCUGGCCUAUCUCCAGCGCAUCGCCCUCUAUUGCCACCAGCUUAACAUCUGCAGCAAGGUCAAGGCCGAGGUGCAGAACCUGGGAGGAGAGCUCGUCGUCUCAGGGCUGGACAGUGCCAUGUCCCUCAUCCAGGCGGCCAAGAACUUGAUGAACAGCGUGGUGUCCACCGUCAAGGCCUCCUACGUGGCCUCCACCAAGUACCAGAAGACCCAGGCCAUGCAGAACCUCAACAUGCCCGCCGUCUCCUGGAAGAUGAAAGCCCCCGAGAAGAAGCCCCUGGUCAAGCGCGAGAAGGAGGACAACCAGACCAACAAGGUCCGCCGCUCCUCACACAAGAAGCACAUCAACCCCGUGCAGGCCCUCAGCGAGUUCAAGGCCAUGGAUAGCAUCUAAAGCCGAAGAGAAGAGAAGAGAAGAGAAGAGAGCCGUGAUUAGGGAAGAGAGAAAUGAGCUGUUCACAUAUGCAACAAUAACUUCGGAUGAACAUCAACAACCAGACAACGCAACGUCUAGACGCAUUCUAAAGAACUCUGAUUGGCUGAUAUUAUUUUAUAGUUCCAAAAAAUCGCUCUUGAGGUGAUUGUUAUACUUCAUAUUGGUAGCGGUACCAUUCACUACGUCAUAACAAUGUUUUAAAAGUGAAAUUUGUAUUCAUCUUUAUAGUUAUCUUUGUAUAUGUGAACAGCCUAAAUAAGGGCCUUUGCAGGAUAGAAUGAGACAAUGUAUUUACCACUCAAUGUAUGGUUCCUCUCAGCGUAGCUCUGUUGGGAUAGAUUAUUUUUGUUUUUCGUUUGUUUUUCUUUUAUUGUAUGAAAGGGAGGUGUUUGUGCUUUUGCAAGCAUUCCUUCUGCUUAGAAAGCAACCUAUCUGUGUUUUUGUUUCUGUUUUCGAUUCCUUUUUUAAUGAGUUGCUUUCUACCCAGUUAUUAUUUUCUCCAAAAUGUUUAUAUUUAUUCUUUAUGAAUUCACUUCAGCUAUAACCAGUCUUCAAAAAAAAAAAAACGCCAGAUCUCUCCUCUCUCUCUGUGGAAGCAAUAAGGAAAUAGGCGACUGGACUUUAGGGCAUUUUGUGGUAUUAGACGAGGGGAAAGGAGAAGCGCCUUCUUAUAUACCUUCAGAUCAAGAUUUCGUCUUUGAUGCAUCGCUGAGUAUAUUUUAUAAUCCAGUGAGUGAGUGUGUGGGUGUUUGCUUGUGCGUGUGAGUGACUGAGUAAGAAUUAUAUUUGAAGUGCUCUUUUAUAUUGCCGGUAGGAACUAUAUUUGAUAUGGCAGCCUCUCUCCCCUUCUAAUCUAAUCUGUAGUAUUAGACGCCAAGCCUAUGCAAGCUCCGAGCUGCCUUAUACUCAAGAGAGCAAUAAUAAUUGUACUUGUGUUGUGGGAUGUGUGAGAGGCUUUUUAGGGAACAGUAAUUUCUUUUUGCCUUUUCUUAGUGCUCAGACCAAAGUGCAUUUGUUUUUUUCCCGCUCCAUAACGUUCUAUUCUUGAUUCAUCAUUAACGGUUUGAUAUAUUCAUAGUUUUUUGGGUGUGUUUGAUUGACUAACAUCUUGUGUUUAACAUACAUGCCCGCGGAGGAAAUAAUAAAGAAACGGUAAAUGGUCA